GUUGGAGACCCGAAGAAAUGCUCAGAAGUGUCUGACCAGUUGAUUAAGAGGAAAGGUCAUUACAUCCAGUCAAUUAAUUACCCGACUGUGCCAAGAGGACACGAAAAACUGCGCAUUGCCCCGACGCCUUUUCAUUCCAAGUCGAUGAUUGACGAAUUUGUCAGGGAUCUGACCGAAGUUUGGGAAGAAACCGGGCUGAAUUUGGUGAACCGCCAAUCUGAAAUGGCCUGUGAUUUUUGCAAUGAGCCAAUUUCCGGCACUGAGCUUUCGAGGACGAAACUUCCUUGCGGAGGAGCGAUUCCGAGGCUCGUUUUACGACAAACUGUUACCGCGUCACUGCACUGGAGCUGGGGAAAGGCCCUGGGCUUUGAUGUCAGGAUUCUCUGUCCUGGGGUUGUUCCAUGGGUCAGGGGCCGGGGUUCGGGUCCUGUUCUUUCCAUUGAAAGCAAGGAAGCCGGCUUGGUUGGUGCGAGAGCCAAAGUAGGCGCCGGUGGGCGCCACGGCGGCGUCUUCGUCACGACGCGUCGUCGUUCAUCAUUGAUUCUUCCUCCGCGCUCCCGUUUGUCUUCUCUGCUGAACCCGUCUGUCCCUGGAGCCACUCUGUCCCUCAGAGGACCUCGACCCGGAGGUUCAAUGAUGCUGGGUUUCUUACUCUUGCUGUUGCUGCUGCUUCCACUGAUGUCAGCAGCACUGUCAGUGUUGCCAGUGUUGAGGGCAACGAAGGGGUCUUUGGGGCCCGCGUUGCUGCUGCUGCUGCUGGGCAACGCUGGCUUGUCAAUUCGCCCACCGCGACGCUCUUCACUGCCCCAGGCGUUCGGGUUAUUAUUGGACCGAGAUGAAGCGGUUCGGAUUGACUCUGUUCCGCCGCGCACUUUCGGAGAAGUUGCGAAAGAAACUCACUGGCAGACGUCACGAACGUCGCUGUCGCUGUCUGGAAACACAUACCGGGGAUCCUGGAGCAUCCGUUCGCCCAUUUCUACGCACCGGUUUAGUUUCUGCAAGUCACACACGAUGUCGCCUGCUGCACUUCGGCGCCACUGUCCAUCCACUGUGUACGCCAUGCUUAAUACGGUCACCAGCACCACUGCACCUGUGCACAUCACAAAGCCAUACAAUAAUAUGAAAGGAGCUGGUCUCUUGAUUUUAUUUUUAAAGACUUUCGGAGAAGUUGCGAAAGAAACUCACUGGCAGACGUCACGAACGUCGCUGUCGCUGUCUGGAAACACAUACCGGGGAUCCUGGAGCAUCCGUUCGCCCAUUUCUACGCACCGGUUUAGUUUCUGCAAGUCACACACGAUGUCGCCUGCUGCACUUCGGCGCCACUGUCCAUCCACUGUGUACGCCAUGCUUAAUACGGUCACCAGCACCACUGCACCUGUGCACAUCACAAAGCCAUACAAUAAUAUGAAAGGAGCUGUGUGCAUAUAUGCCCCAAAAAGGACAUUGCAUCGAAAAAGCAGCUCUGCUGGGAUUGGAUCCGAUUCGCUAUAUAGUGGUUUGAAGCGCAGAAUAAAGGGAUCAAUCGAGAAGGUAGCAUUGAACGUGAUUUCAAAGAAAAUGGUUUAUCAUCCAUUCACUGCUGACGCGUCGACGGGAACUGCGAGGGGAAAUACUGGUGCGUUGCGGUUUAGUGUCGGACCUGAUGAGCACCUGCUGCUGGUUGCUGGCUUGGUGCUGGUGAACUUGAAGAAAGGUUUCUCAGAAUAA
Molecule: messenger RNA, 1707 nt
Organism: Notodromas monacha
Lineage: Eukaryota; Metazoa; Arthropoda; Ostracoda; Podocopida; Cyprididae
Source: the annotation of a GenBank genome assembly